GCAGGAAGAACUCCUCAGUGUGAACCUGACCUCACAGCUGUCUGUCACCAGCAGAUCAUAUCUGAAGUGUUGGGUUCAGUGUCCUCUCGUCCUUCAGCUGCUGCAGCUGUUCAAACAAGUUAAAUGUUCAGAGGGACAAAACUAACGACAAUUAUUCUAUCAGAUUAUAAAAUGGUACAGAUGUGAAGAAUAACAAAAAGUUUAGGAAAGUCAAAACAUGUCUCAUUGUUCACUGUAAACACAACUUAUCUGCAUAUAUUUAUAGAAUUAUCAGAAGGAUAAUAACUUAAUAACAUUCUGCUGGAGACAAAACAGAAAUAUUGUGAAUUUAUUGCAUUUAAAAAAAACAUAUUUUCAUAUGAUAUAAAUGAAUGAUUUAGAUGUUUCACAUGUGAAAAUUAAAUUGUGGUUUUCAGACUUUAAUAUGUGAAGAAAAAUAUUUUAAUUAAUAUUUAUAAAUUAACCUGCAAUAAAACAUGUGGUCUUUGGAUAAUAUUUAAUGACAUAUGAAUAUUGUUACAGCAUAUUAAGCUUUUGUUUAUGUUUGUAAAGCUGCAAAGUUUUGACAGAAACACUGAAAACAUAAUUUGAAAGCUUCUCUGAAGAGUCAGUACAGUAAUUAAAUUCUGAAUGUAGCAUGCAUUUAAUAUGCUCAAAUUGCGCAUAAUAUUUUGCAUGCUUGUAUGUUAACAAUAUUAUAUUAAUGAAAAAAUAUACUAAUAAUAAAAAUAUACUAAAUAACACUGAUCUCCCUGAUCUUCUUGCUGGAUCUCUUGACACCUUAAAGGAUGACUCUAGCAGCGUGCAUUUCCGUGCAGUGACGUAGGUUACAGCAGUAAUCUGUGAACACAAGCACGAGCUGAGUCACCGCGAGCAUCAAUAAAUUUAGAAAUGACAGCACAGAAUCUCCUGCUGUGGACGUCACGUUAGUUCAGAUUUGAAAGUCACAAAACACACAAAAAGAAACAGAAUGAGGUGGCGAUAACGUAAAAUUCAGCUUUUUUUCAAUGGAGUCUGGUGGCUUUGCAGGGAACUUAGAUAACAGCUUUAAUUCCCUGUCUGCAGAGCUGGAAAAUUGGUGGAAAUAUCCAUAAUAUAGUGUACACUGAACCUGAUAUUGUUUUGUUUUUUGGUGGCAUGAAUACUUUUUGCAGUGGCCCUUGUCUUCAGCAGGACAGAUUGCUCUCUUCUAAACCACCAGACUCCAUUGACAAAAGCAGUAAUUUUAGCUCUCAGAGCACAGAAGUUGUUUUUGGUGUGUUUGAGUUAUUGUGACUUCAGCUGUUGUUAAUACACAUUUAGCAGCACCAUCACAUGUUUAAUUUUGUGAAUCUUGCAGAAUUAGAGCUUUUUCGCCUCUGAGUCCAGUCAACAUGACUCCUUUGAUCAUGGGAUUAUGACACACCUUUCACUGUGAGAGUCUGUGAGCUUCAGCUGUUUGUUGUGUUUGUUUGACAGGAGGAUGAUUAAAGAGCUCCUUCAAGUCUCAUUGAGCUGGAACUGAGAGAAACAAGUGCUGAUGGCGGCACUGGGAGCAGAGGUCGCCGGGUCGUGGGUCCUGACGUCAGGAGUCGUCAGCUUCUUCAUCGUCCUUGUCCUCCUCUCCAUCUUCCUCACGGCGCUCUGCAGCGAGUGCAGCAGGCGUUCGUUCGAGCUGCGGGACCCUGAUACGGGCAAAGACCCUUCAGCUCUCAUCAGAGUGGUGAAGCUGGAAGAAGUGGCGAGAGAGAAUCCGAUGAUCAACGAGAUCCAAAACGAUGAGAAAGAUGUUCAGACUAACGGCAGCCCAGCCGUGAAGCAGACAGCCGACAGAGACUCUGAACUUGCUGCAGAGUCAAAUCCUGAUGAGGAAACCUCUCCCGUGUCCUUCACGCCCUGGAGGAGCCACCUGGGAGCGCCACAGAGCAACCCAGAUGUGGAUAGCUCCGCCCUGGAUCACAUCUACCACACCAUCGGAGGAGGAGGAGGAGGAGGUGGGCGGGGCAACGGCAACAUGUCAUCACCACCGACCAAUCAGGAGCCAGCAGGAGCUCACUCUGCGGGGGCGGGAGAUUCAACCGACAGGAACUCCGUGUACGCACGAGUCAGCAAGAAGACCAGGCCAGCCCCUCCCCCUUACCCCGCACCUGCACCUGAGCAGCUACAGGUACAGCAGGAGGAGGAGGAGUCCUCACCGCCGCUGCCCCGCAGGAGGACACCGGUCUGAGAGGAUAGAGGACAGACAGGCUGAGAGGACAGACGGAGGGACGGCAGCUAAAGGACAAAAGAUUAAAGACUGACGAUGAUAAAUCUGGUGGGACGAGAGAUGAAUGAUCAGAAGAAUAAAAGUUCAGAUGCAGGACAAACAAGGAGAAGGACAAAAACUAAAUAUAAAAUAUGUUUGUGCUUUAAAACAUUCCAUCAUAAUAAAUGUGUAAAUAUUAA
This is a messenger RNA of Centropristis striata (black sea bass), 2424 nucleotides long. RefSeq lists its product as uncharacterized. Lineage: Eukaryota; Metazoa; Chordata; Actinopteri; Perciformes; Serranidae. The transcript has 8 exons. The coding region runs from base 1520 to 2206 and encodes 228 amino acids. The record is from RefSeq and is a predicted model, not a curated record.